AUGGCGUCGUUCGCCUCGUCCAAGGCGCUACUCGCCAGACCAUCCAGCGGCCUCGCGGGCCGCUGCGCGCCGAUGUCGUUCUCACACUCGACGGCCGCCGCCGCGCGCCAACUGGCGCUCGCCACCCCACAGCUUGCAUCAGUGCGGCCGCAACGGCGGAGAGCGGCGGUGCGCGUGGCGGCCAAGGCUGUGGAGGAGGUGCAGGUGGAGGAGCAGGCUGCCGUGCCAGCGCCCUUCAACUUCGAGGCGUACAUGUAUGCCAAGGCCAAGGCGGUCAACGCGGCGCUGGACGCGGCGGUGCCGCUGCAGUACCCGGAGCGCAUCCACGAGGCCAUGCGCUACUCGCUGCUCGCCGGCGGCAAGCGCGUGCGCCCGUGCCUGUGCCUGGCGGCGUGCGAGCUGGUGGGCGGCAGUGACUCGGUGGCGAUGGCGGCGGCGUGCGCGAUGGAGAUGAUCCACACGAUGUCACUUAUCCACGACGACCUGCCCUGCAUGGACAACGACGACUUCCGCCGCGGCAAACCCACCAACCACAAGGUGUACGGUGAGGAUGUGGCGGUGCUGGCGGGCGACGCGCUGCUGUCAUUCGCCUUCGAGCACGUCGCGCGCGCCACGCCCUCGUCCGUGCCGGCGGAGCGCGUGGUGCGCGUGAUCGCCGACAUGGGCAAGGCCGUCGGCUCCGAGGGACUCGUCGCCGGCCAGAUCGUGGAUCUGGAGAGCGCAACUAACCCUGUGGGCGUGGAGACGCUGGAGUACAUCCACGUGCACAAGACCGCCGCGCUGCUCGAAGUGUCGGUGGUGGCGGGCGCCGUGCUGGGCGGCGCCAACGACGACCAGGUGGAGCGCCUCCGCAAGUACGCCCAGUUCGUUGGGCUCGGCUUCCAGGUGGUGGACGACAUUCUGGACGUGACCAAGUCCACGGAGGAGCUCGGCAAGACAGCCGGCAAGGACCUCGCACAGGACAAAACCACCUACCCCAAGUUGUUGGGGCUGGAGAAGUCCAAGGAGCUGGCAGAGGAGCUGAUUCGGAAGGCCAAGGAGCAGCUCAGCACAUUCGACCAGCACAAGGCGGCUCCCCUCAUCGGCCUUGCUGACUUCAUUGCUUAUCGCCAAAAUUGA
Messenger RNA from Closterium sp. Yama58-4, 1119 nucleotides. The record is from the annotation of a GenBank genome assembly. NCBI's taxonomy places the organism in Eukaryota, Viridiplantae, Streptophyta, Zygnematophyceae, Desmidiales, Closteriaceae.